AUGGUCAGGCUACAAAAGAAGGGCAGCAGCAGCUCUCGCAAAAUUCGACACAUUUCAGGCAUCAGCUCAGUCGCUGGUCAUCUGCACAGUUCCCGCGUUUACAAGCCGAAGGAGAUUCGAAGUAUCCGAAAGAAUGCUCGUGUUGACCUCUCUGAACCUUCCCAACUUGACGACCCAGACCUCAUGGAUACACGCGGAGAUGAAGGAGGUCCAUGGGUAGACAUUGAUUUUGUGGAAGGCGUGUUGCAGGGCGAUUCUACUGUUGAGACGAGUCAUCAAGGUGGGGAACUUGAUGACCUCGUGGUUGAGUUGGAAGAAAACAUGUACGGUAACAAAAAACGAAGAGACUGGAGGACUCGCCGUGACAGGGUUGAGAAGCGUACGGCUGCAUUCAAACCCCAGCUCGAAUCCAUGGCCAACGCCUACAUGACCUGGAGUUACGGCCUCAAAAGCCUAGGAGCUGACCCUGGAGACAUUGAAGAGUGUAGCCUCCCUUACCUGGACGUGACAUUGGUUGAUGUCUUUGCCGUUCGAAAAGGGCGAAUUUACAUCGAUGGGGCGUUGGAUGCCAGCAUAGGUGCUGCAUUUAUUCGCCAGGGCUUUGUCCCCUGCUCUCCACUUAAUCCCAGCGUCGCCAUAUCCACUCGCACGUUCGAAUUCCUUGUACCUGUUUCGUUACAUUGUCCCAAGCUAUCAGCACACGCGUUUGUCAAGGGACUUGCUGCCAUUCACGGGACUGUAUAUCGACCGUACCUCUAUCAACAGUUCCUUAUCGCUAUCGACCUCUACCACGACUUGACGCGCGUUGUUGAACGCCGCGUCAAGAUUGCCCUCGGCCGUGCUUCAAGAGAUUGGCAGUUGAAGAACGCCUGCCCUUGCUGCAUGUACGAACUCGAGGGUGAAAAGCAGCUCUGCUAUAGGAUGCUUUUUGCCAUGGAUGGUAACAACUCGUUGAAGCGAAUGAAGCGGCUUGCAGGCAGUUGGGACGAGGACGGUGAGAAGGUAACUGGCUCAGGGCCAUCGAUAGAACGGAAGGACUCGCGAGUGAUUUUGGAUGACCGAUACCUGAGCCGUGAGGAAGUGGACAAAUGGGCUCGGGAGAAUUGGGGGGUCUGGGAGGAAGUCAAGGAAGAGGAGAAUCUCUGCGAGCAGAGAUGGCAGAACAUGAACGAGGGUAACACUGCGAGGUCAUGGUCUAUGUACGAGGAGACGGGAAUCUUCAUUGCGCUAUGUCGACAUAGCUUCGUCCUGGUCAUUGCUGAUAUGGUCGAGAGCGGGGAAAUGUUCAAGUACCCUUUAGCUGUGGUCCAUCGCCUGCUCACUGAGCUCGGUGAAUGCCUUGGUGGAGGGUACGACAUUGGGUGCAAGUUUGGGUCCACGCUAUGCCUUAGCCCACUUGGUAGACUGGCCAAGGAGCAACGUUACAAGAGCCUCGUCCCCAUAUUUCACGGACACGGGCACAAUCGACUUUGUCAGACCGAGAAUCUGGGUACCUAUGUGGAGGGCGUGGGGAAGGAAGAUCUGGAGACCUGCGAGAGAUUUUUCUCUCGUUCAAAUGACUUAGCGAGCUCCGUUCACCAUGCAAGUUCCUUCCAUCACCACCAAACCAUUUCUGCAUACAUACGCCAUACCGACGACUUUGAGACCUUUCAGAGACUGAGCAAGUUUUUGGUUGACAAAUUUAUGCAAGCAGCCCAGAUACUCAAGACUGAGGAUGCCGUGAAGAAGUCGCUGGAGGUUCUGGGGGUCACGUUCUUCAGAGACGUAGAACUUUGGCUCAACGAGGAGAAGACCUACUUGGCAUCCUUGAAGAAGGAGCCAGAAGAUGAAACGAUACGAAUGGACUAUUUCCGGGCCUUACGCAAGUACUAUAAAGCACUGGAGGCCGUGAAGAGCAUCUCGCUAGUUUGGGUAACGUCCACAGACCAGCUGCCAGAACGAAGUGGGAAGGCGACGGAGCUAGACAAGCAGCGUCGACGGAUGGUUGAGGACGUCGACACAGCAAGAAACAACGUGGUUGCAUUGGAGAGGCAUAUGGGCAUAUCGCCGGAAGCUUGUUGGACGUCAGACUCAACUGACUGGAAGGAGGCUGAGACUUUGGUGAAACGAGCAACGUAUCAACGUUGCCUUGACAAGCUAGAAAGUCUCAUCGUUGCCCGCUUGUUUGAGUUGACACGGAUGAAUAGAUCCCAUACAGGCUACAAUCUUCGUUCACACAUUGGCAAGGUGAUAAAAGCCCGUUCACAGGCCAUCAAGACAGCUCUCAACAACUUCAACGAAGCCGCCGCUGCUCUCUUCCCCGACCGAGCAGCUCUGGAAUGGGAUGAAGUCGUAAAAUACGCCUUCCUUGCUGACUUCGACCUCCUCAGAGAAACUCGGCUUGAUAUUCGAGAGAAACCAUGGGCAACUCCAGGAGGGCGAGCCGCUUUGGACGGGUACUACCAGCUGCAACGAGCUCGAGAGGAAAUUGAUCGCAUUCAAGUCGAGGUCCGCCGACUAAUGACCUUCAUGGAAGAUGAGCAGACUUACCUGGCAGCAAAAUUCAAGGCAUACGAAGCCAAUAACCCUCUCCUCGCCCACCAAAUCCUUUGUCAUGCCGAAAGGCGUGGACGUGCCUUUGAAAUGCAUCAUGAUCGUCUCCAGAAGCUGCAGAAGUUUCCCAGCUUCAUCCCCACCGCGUUGACACCAGGCCAGGCCGUUCAGACAGUUGAGGAGCGCUGCCAGGGUAGCAUAGUAGUGGGACAGGACCCUGAGCUACCAACGCCAGUCUCUGGAGCUCAUGGACAGGUUGAUCUAGGCACUGAGUCUGAGGAAGAAGAGGAGAAGGAAGAGUCUGAUGAUGAGCUGCUGAGCAGCACUCUGGAGGCUGUACUUGCUCUCACAGAGUGA
Messenger RNA from Marasmius oreades (fairy-ring Marasmius), 2889 nucleotides. RefSeq lists its product as uncharacterized. NCBI's taxonomy places the organism in Eukaryota, Fungi, Basidiomycota, Agaricomycetes, Agaricales, Marasmiaceae. The record is from RefSeq and is a predicted model, not a curated record. The transcript has 6 exons. The coding region runs from base 1 to 2889 and encodes 962 amino acids.